CUUCUUUCCUUCGAGAGCAGAGCCCGCUUGACCACUCCGCCACCAUGGUGCACUGGACCGCCGAGGAGAAGCAGCUCAUCACCGGCCUUUGGGGCAAAGUGGACGUGGCCACCGUGGGGGCAGAAUCCCUGGGCGGCAUGAUGUGCGUCUACCCCUGGACCCAGAGGUUCUUCCCCGACUUCGGGAACCUGUCCAGCCCCACGGCCAUCUGCGCCAACCCCAAGGUCCGGGCCCACGGCAAGAAGGUGCUGACCGCCUUCGGGGACGCCAUCAAGAGCCUGGACAACAUCAAGGACACCUUCGCCAAGCUGAGCGAGCUGCACUGUGACAAGCUCCACGUGGACCCCGAGAACUUCAAGCUCCUGGGCAAGAUCCUGCUCCUGGUCCUGGCCGGUCACCACGGGAAGGACUUCACCCCGGCCUGCCACGCCGCCUACCAGAAGCUGGUCAACGUGGUGUCCCACGCCUUGGCCCGCCGGUACCACUGAGGAGGGGUCUCCGCGGCCCCAAGGAGCAGCAACGGCGGGCAUCGCAGCCCCCGUCACAAGGCCUGACCACCCCCCAAUAAAAGCCUCCCCUUCAACCUGAGAA
Messenger RNA from Anolis carolinensis (green anole), 591 nucleotides. Its product is annotated as hemoglobin subunit beta-2. Lineage: Eukaryota; Metazoa; Chordata; Lepidosauria; Squamata; Anolidae. Bases 45 to 488 code for a protein of 147 amino acids. Gene Ontology annotation, molecular function: heme binding; peroxidase activity; oxygen carrier activity. Gene Ontology annotation, biological process: hydrogen peroxide catabolic process; oxygen transport. The record is from RefSeq and is a predicted model, not a curated record. The transcript is spliced from 3 exons. Gene Ontology annotation, cellular component: blood microparticle; haptoglobin-hemoglobin complex; hemoglobin complex.